This is a messenger RNA of Penicillium riverlandense, 1467 nucleotides long. RefSeq lists its product as uncharacterized. The transcript has a single exon. The record is from RefSeq and is a predicted model, not a curated record. Lineage: Eukaryota; Fungi; Ascomycota; Eurotiomycetes; Eurotiales; Aspergillaceae. Bases 1 to 1467 code for a protein of 488 amino acids.
AUGAUGCUUACUGCGAAGCUCUUCCAGAGUGACUCUCUCGGUUUCAAUGAUUCCUCUGCGCCUCGCCGCUCGAUGCCCACACCGCGGUCUUCGCCGCACCUGUGUGAAUCCCUAAUGAAUUCGUCACAUCGAGAUCUCCCCCGGCCGGAUGGUGCCCAGCUGCCGCUUCCACCAACCACAGCCAUGUCAAACCGGCUGCCGCCCGUGACAACGUUUUAUGGAAAUGAACACUCCGUGCAGCAGUGGCUCCAGGCCAAGACGGAGGAGGAUCGUCGCGCACAGGAAGAGGAACGCACUCGCCAAGAGACAAUGAGGCUGGAGCAGCGCCGCAUCGAACAGUCUAUGCUGGCCGACUCGCUGCAUGCAGGCGUUCCGCCGCAAAUGAUCCCGUUGAUCUUCGCGGGUAUCGGUGGAGGCGCGAAUGCCCAGUCCACCAUGGAGAUUGUUCGCCAGUAUAUAGCGCAGACAUCGAAUACCCCCACUCCCCCUGCAGGCGCUCAGUUUUCUGCUCAGCUACAGUCGCACGAGGUUCCAACUACCAACCCGUCGCCCGUGCCAUCGCAACAGUACCCACCUCAGCGUCCUCCCGGGGAACCAAAGCGUCCCGGUUCCUCAACGCGCACUCUUCCCGCACCUCCAUAUGCAGCUCAGCAACCCCAACCUACAGCCCCGGUGGGUGAUCGCAGUCUCCCACAGCCGCCAACCAUGAGCAGUUCCUCGACGCAGCCAGCUCCCGGACGUCCGCUUGGGCCUCCGUACCCAGCUGAUGCUGCAGGAACCCGGUUGCCUCGGCCGGAUGUCAGUGCAAUUCCGCCGCAGAGCCAGACGACCAAGCUAAGCGCCACACAGUCUGGAUCAGCCACGUUCCAGGCUCCAGCAACCCCAGCCAAGCCGGAAAGCCGGCCGCGUCGCUCUUCUCCUGGAAUUUCCUUUCAUCACUGGGUCCCUCCAGCUAAAGGUCGUUCCUCCAAUAUAUCGCCAAAUAAGGCUCAACGUGAACAGACGCCGUCAUCAAGUACCCCCUCCUACCUCCAGUCCGACAACCAGAGCUCCCCAGGUCGGAAACGAAAGUCUCAGAGUAUGCAUAGCCAGGUUCUUCCACCGCCAGCUCGCAGGACGGACUCAGGCACGUUGGAUAUUAAAGCCGAUAGCGAAGUGCCCAACUCACAGGAACCACGAGCUGGUGACCAGAAUGUUUCCGAGCAGCCGAGCGAGUCGAAGGCUGAGGCAGAUGGCCCUACUCUCAAGAAGGAGCCAGACACAUUAACAGGCAGUGACUUCAACUCCGAAACUGGCAGUCAAACUCCGGAUCUGAAUACUAAAGACCAGCAACACCCAUUUGACACCGACAAUGGAUCUGCUGCUUCGCGGACCAAAGGCUCAAGCACUCGUUCUGGCCGCUUUAAGAACCAGUCCUCGUCCAAUGACAUUUCCUCCGCCGCCUCAGUCAACAAAAGUGUUGUCUGA